UAUUUAGUUCCAACUCCCAAGGUAGUGAGUGAUAGAUAGCACAGUGCACACAAACCUCCACUGUCUAAGGAGAUCACACGCCAACACCUACAUCAACACUUGUCUCCCCCUCUCCUUGUCUCUCUAUUCUAAAUGUGCUAGUUCUCUUCUUUAUUACUGGGAUUGGGAUUUUAAUGAUCAGUAUGGAUCCGCCUGCAAUGAUGAACGAAGGGGCCCCCUACACUUUAGAGGAGAUCUGGCAAUUUCCCAUCAAUUGUAGCGGAAGAGGGCAGUUUGAAUUACUUAAUUUGGAGAGGAGAGCAGCAGCUUCUGCCAGGAAACGCCACGAGGUUGAUUUGGAUGCUGAUGAUUCUUCUUCUUCAAAGCCUACAACUCUCUCUCCUACCAAUGCCAGUACCAACACCAACGGACUUCUGAAUGAUUGUGAUGGUAAGCGGCUUAAAGCAUGGGGGAGUAGAGAUGACAAUCAUCAUCAUCAUCAACAACAACAACAGCAACAACAGCAUGAUUCUAAAAGUGAAGAACCCAGUUCAGGCAAGCAUGUGGAACACAAACCUCAACCACCAGAACCAACCAAGCAAGAUUAUAUCCACGUACGAGCAAGAAGGGGUCAAGCUACUGAUAGCCACAGUCUAGCUGAAAGAGCUAGGAGAGAAAAGAUAAGCGAAAGGAUGAAAAUUCUUCAGGAUAUAGUCCCAGGUUGUAACAAGGUUACUGGCAAGGCCCUGGUCCUUGACGAGAUUAUCAAUUACAUCCAAUCAUUACAACGUCAGGUUGAGUUUCUAUCAAUGAAGCUUGAAGCAGUUAAUUUGAAUAUGAACCCUGGAACUGAAGUCUUUCCUUCUAAAGAUUUUGGCCAAAACACUUUUGAUACUGCUGGCAUGGCAUUUGGUUCGCAAGCCACGAGGGAAUACAAUCACUGUACAUCACCGGAAUGGUUGCAUAUGCAGGUUGGUGGUGGUCUUCAAAGAACGUCAUAGUAUAGAAAAUCUUCGUCAAUUACCAGCAAGAAGCUUCAAGUGGCAAUGCUUUUUCUUCCUUCAUCGGCUGUCCAAAUAUACGCGCUAGGUUAAAACGAAGAACACAUUUCCAAUUCAAGCUGCUCUGAACAUCUCCAUUUGUUUGUGUUGGAAACUUCUACUCCAUACAUCUUAACAGGCAUCAUGUUCUUGUCUGUACUAAUACGCGUACAGAUCCUCCUAGCAUUGGUAUUAAUCUUGUUAGAUAAAGUUGCAUGUCUAAUAUUUCUAGUGCUCACAUCUUGUAUAAACUUUAUUUUUGCGUUGUGUUUGUUAA
Molecule: messenger RNA, 1296 nt
Organism: Populus euphratica (Euphrates poplar)
Lineage: Eukaryota; Viridiplantae; Streptophyta; Magnoliopsida; Malpighiales; Salicaceae
Product: transcription factor BPE-like
Exons: 6
Coding region: 174-980 (268 amino acids)
Biological process (GO): regulation of DNA-templated transcription
Cellular component (GO): nucleus
Molecular function (GO): protein dimerization activity; DNA-binding transcription factor activity
Source: RefSeq, a predicted model, not a curated record